AUCCGAAGGGGAGGAGUUGGUUCGACGGAGUGGAGCGUGAAACAGAGACGAGGAGACUCCCCGCGUCGCUGGAGUCUAUUGGGGACGAGGAGAUUCCCGUCGUCCCUGCCGGAAUCAUCCGUCUGUUCUGGCCGUCGCAAGGCCAAGGUGGUGCGCCGCUGCUCUACCGUCGCCUGGCCGAGAGACCACGAAUCGGCCGAGGGGUCCGUGAUUUGGGGCCACUCGGAACCAGGAACGACGUGGUGGGACUUCUCCGGCCGAUGGUCCGCUCAUUUGACCGAUGCGGUCCAGCCCGGACGAUGCGGUCCAGUCCGGACGAUGCGGUCGCUUGACGGGGUGGCCUUGUUGUGGCCGAUGCGGUGCCGGCUGAAGCGUUGCCGGCCGAUACAGUGCCGACGAUGUGGUGCCGGACGAUGUGGUGCCGGACGAUGCGGUGCCGGACCAUGCGUGCUCAGCCGAUGAAGUAUUGGCGGAUGAAGUGCCGGCCAAUGAAGUGUAGUCCGCCGAAAGUGUUGAUGGGUUGCUUGGCUGAUUGUGUUGCCGGCCGAUGUGUGCCCAGCCGAUGAAGUAUUGGCGGAUGAAGUGUUGGCCGCCGAUAAUGUUGAUGGCUAAUGCAAUUGCUGGCCGAAGCGCGCAGUUGUGGGCCGAUGGGAAGUUUCCCUUUAUUGUUUAGCCGACGGGAUGCACAGGUGACCGAUGAUGCACAUGAGUACUCUGUUGAGCCAGUCUUUGGCCGAGGACCUGCCAUCCCAGAUUGCUUGGCCGAAGCGGGAAUUCUGGCCGUAGGUGCCCCAUUGGGGCGCCCCUCUUUUGGUUCCCUUUUGUACACUUCAGCCGCGGCGGGGCCGAUGAGAUGCGGCCAACGAUGUAUGCUGCCGAAGCGGGUGCCGGCUGAAGUGGCGUUGACCGAGGCGGUUGCUUAUGCAGUUUCUGGCCGAUGAAGAGCGUUUGAGCGCCGGUGGAGACAAGGGGCCGCUGCCAGUUGCUUUACUUUGAGCCGUGGUGGCAUUUGGCCGCUGUGUGCCGGCUGGGGUUACUCUGAGCGGAUACGCCUUGGAGACUAACAUUCCCCUUUGUUGUUCUCAUUUUUGUUUGCCUUGGCUGAUGUGGAACACUUAGCUGUUGAGGGCGGACGAAGGGAAGCCUGGUGGGGAUCGUAUCAUCCUCCAGUUCCUUCCUCUGUAUUUCACUUUGACUGGCUGAGCAAGCUCUUGAACGAGGAGAUGAGAUGGACUUGGCAGUAGCCUGGAUGUUCAUUUCCACGUGUAACACAUGGCCGAAGGGAUAUAUGUCCAUUACUCCGUUGCAUGAUAAUCAUCCUACAUAAUUGCACUACUUUGUGUAAAUUCAUUUUCCCGCUCAAAGCUCAAAAGCAUAUCAACCGCACGAUCCAAAACUAGAUCUACCACUCUGAUUAAAAUAUCGUUCAUUCUCUUUCGCCUCUUCCUCCCUCAUUGCAAUCCUUCACUCCCUUUCUCACACCCCAGACCAUCCGAGUUUACUCCAUUCCGAGAUGGAUGAAAAUGGCAAAGAACACUUCUUUUCUCAUCGGAAUCCUUCCGAGUUGAAAAGCUCAGAAGCAUUUCUUCUUCUUCAUCGCAAUUUUCUUCCAAUUCGCUCAACGGAAUCUCUAAAAGCUCGGAAGUCUGCACAGUCUUGAGGCUGGCUGAAUUUUAGCUUUCCAGAUUUGUGUUUAAAGAGACUACACAAUGAAGUUAUGGCAAUGGAGAAGAACAUGGUUGCUCUCCUUUUAGGUUACAACGAUUUUCCUGCAAUUGUCCUCUUCAAGAUUAUCUCAAAUAAAUGAUGAUCUUCUGCUACAAAUUAAACCAAGCAAAACUAAGUUAGUGAUUGCUUGGAUCUAGGGUUCUUUUGGUGAUGAUCAUAUGAACAAGGAGAACACGGAUAGUAUCCGUCGGAUACAAACAUAGAGGUGCACAUGGAUUCAAAUUGGAGGUAUGCAUCCAUAUUUUCAAGUUUCUUAUACGAGUAGAGUUUUAAGAAUGCAUCUGCAAAAUUUCAAAUUUAAUUUUAUUUAUACUACUUUUGAUAUUGGCAUUCCUUUUUUUAAAACCUGGUAGGCAUUCCUAAUUCUUAACACACAUACACAGUUGCUCCACUAAAAAACCACAGCAAGAGCAGCAGUUUCAGUAUUGCUGCCUUGGUGAAUAUUUUAGUCAUACUCCUUCACUUGGUCCAUAGAAUAUUUUAUAUCCCAUGAUCUUUGGGAUUCGGUGGAAGAAGGAUAUACCAAGAAAGAACUUACUCUUGAAGAAUCAGUAUAUAUGUAUAUACAAAAGAAGGAUAAAUGCAUUUUGUAGAAUCGUCGAUGUGUUAAGAAUUUGAUAGACAUGCAUAUAAUAUCUAUUCAUUCUACUCAAGAAUAAUGGUAGUGAGUGGAUGAACUGUUCAUAACCAUCUUAUUGCUAAGGUUAACUCAUCCUUAGGAACAUUUAGAUCAUAACAGUAAGAAAGGUGCUAAUUUUGUUCCUUGCUGCCAAGUAAGAAACUUAACAUAAUAGUAUUUUUAUUUUAUUUUCUUAAGUUCUGGAUUUGAUAUGUUUGAAAUGACCAGAACUUUAGAUAAAUUUGCAAUUCUUUUACUUUUGAACUUUGAUUGUUUUAAAGAGAAAAUAGAGUGUUGAUUAUCUAAUUCUUGGCGGAUUUCAAUAUUAUGUUCAGGAUCAUGAGAUGAUGUUGUGGUGAACCAGGUGAAAGUCAUCAUAUUGUCUUCCUCUUACUCCGACACUGAACUCCCUCAAUAAAUCAUAUUCAUUCUCCAGAGUUGAAGCUGAAGCUUUAACGUGGGUAGACAUAUUCUCAAUACCUCAAGUGAUGUUGGGAAGAAAUGCAGGCCAAAAAUUUCUUAUUCAAAAAUUUAGCUUGAUUCCAUCUAACCUUAAACUUUGGUUCACAUUUAAGUGUAGACAAUUCCCUUUUAUGCUUAAUUAGUUAGGCCAUGACCUUUAAAGGAGUCCGAGACUGUCUUUCGAUGGGUUGAUGUUUUCUUAUGUUACUUGAAUUUUACUCAUGGAUAGCUUUACAUCUCAGUCUCAUGAGUAACGUCUCCAUCUGAG
Molecule: messenger RNA, 3077 nt
Organism: Cuscuta epithymum
Lineage: Eukaryota; Viridiplantae; Streptophyta; Magnoliopsida; Solanales; Convolvulaceae
Source: the annotation of a GenBank genome assembly